AUGUUGAAUUACCAGUUUUUAUGCCGCGAUAUACGUAAUGGAGUCACCUGCUACGGUGUAGAUAUGGCUGGGUUUACACCUGCACCUAAUACGUGUAGUCCUAGCAGCAACGUUUGUGGUGCUAGUUCUGAUACUUCUGGUGGUUAUCAUUUAACUUUUUAUCAAUAUUUUGCUGGUAACAGUACAGCUGGUAAAGGUGGUGGUGGAUAUUAUUGUCCUGGGGGUUCGAUGCACUAUGCUAAUUGUAAUGCGUCUUGUAAUUAUGAAAGUACUUAUCUUGCUCAAUGUCUUGCUUGUUGUAAUGCCUGUUGUACAACUCCUGCUGUUAGAAGCCGUGCUAUCAUGGAUGAUGGUUUUCUUGGUGUUCAUCGUCGUACCUUUGAUGCUCGCGAUGACAGUGAAGAUGAUGAUCGUCGUUAG
Messenger RNA from Adineta steineri, 420 nucleotides. The record is from the annotation of a GenBank genome assembly. NCBI's taxonomy places the organism in Eukaryota, Metazoa, Rotifera, Eurotatoria, Adinetida, Adinetidae.